Molecule: messenger RNA, 495 nt
Organism: Erigeron canadensis
Lineage: Eukaryota; Viridiplantae; Streptophyta; Magnoliopsida; Asterales; Asteraceae
Exons: 1
Coding region: 1-495 (164 amino acids)
Source: RefSeq, a predicted model, not a curated record
AUGGCUGGAGAUGAUAAAAACGCAAAAGAUGAUUCAAAUGCAGGCACCGGUGUCAUUAACCCUAAGUUGAUCGAUCCAGCCUCACCAUUCUAUAUUCACCCUUCAUAUUAUCCCAGACAGAUGCAGGUAAAUGAUUCUCUCACUGACAGCAAUUACAGUGAUUGGGUCCAAGAGAUGUCUAACUUCAUACUUGCCAAAAACAACAUGGGAUUUGUAGAUGAGUCGAUUCCCAAACCCAACCAAACGAAUGACACAUAUUUGCCAUUGCAUCGAUGUGAUGCCAUGAUCAAAGGAUGGUUGACGACAAAUAUGGAAAAAGAUAUAUGGGCUAGCGUUAAAUAUGCAAAUACAUCUAUUGAAAUCCAGACGGAUCUCAAAGAAAGACUUAGUAAGGAAAGUGCUCCCUGUGCUUACGAGUUAAAGCAGUCCCCUACUAUGAUAAGACAUGACGGCUCGUCCGUCUCCACCUAUUACACAAAGCUCAGGUCUUUGUGA